UCUCCGCCGCUUCCCAUUCACAUGAGUAUAUAGGAAGUGUACGUUGGCCAUUUCUUUUCUCCCUCUCAAUCCUCUUCCACCUUUGUAUUGGACAAAAGGAAGACUGUUUCAGUUUUUGCAUAUUGCACUCACCCCUUUCUCUCCCACUUCUCUCUGUACCUUGCUGAAUUAAUUUGUCUCUGUCUGUGUGUUUUUAUGUGUGUGCGUCCAUCAUGAUUCCAGCCUAUCGCCAUUCAGUAUCUUCUGUUAUGCCUCUGGAUCUUAACGAAGAUCAGAACCACGAACUCCUCAGUCCAAAUCAUCACGCAUCCUCUUCCUUUUCUUCUCUAUCAUCAUCCUACCCUAUUCUCUUCAACCCGCCAGAUCAAGAUCAAGAAGCUCGAUCAUACUAUUGGCAACCAACAGAAAAGAAAAUACCAAGCGAUCAUGAAGAGGCUGAGAAGAUUAUCCCUCCUAGCGGAUCACGGGAUCAGUCGGUGGCAGAAAGUGAGCAGAAGGUGACAGUUUGGAAGAAAGAAGAGAGGAAUGAAAAUCUUGAAGCAGUUGCUGAGGAUGGUUCGAUGAACUGGAUGUCUUCAAAGAUGAGAAUGACGCGGAAGAUGGUGGUGUCGGAUCAAACUGACGCAUGUGUUGCAGACAACACUAGGCACAAGUUUGAAGAUCAAAAGCAACCAUUGUCACCGCUUGGAACUGAUAAUAGCAGCAGCAACAACUACUCAAACCAUGGUAAUAACACAGUUAGGGUUUGCGCUGACUGCCACACCACCAAGACCCCUCUCUGGAGGAGUGGACCAAGAGGCCCCAAGUCACUUUGCAACGCUUGUGGGAUUCGACAAAGGAAGGCAAGACGUGCCAUGGCGGCGGCAGCAGCAGCAGCGGGAAAUGGAACAGUUCUUGUGGAAGCUGAGAAAUCUGUGAAGGGAAACAAGUUGCAGAAGAAAGAGAAGAAGUCAAGAAUUGAGGGUGCCCCACAGAUGAAAAAGAAGCGCAAGCUUGGAGCAAAGCCAUCUCAAAGUAGAAGCAAGUUUGGCUUUGAGGAUUUGACGCUACGCUUGAGAAAGAACUUGGCUAUGCAUCAAGUUUUCCCUCAGGACGAGAAGGAGGCUGCGAUCCUUCUCAUGGCUCUAUCUUAUGGCCUUGUUCAUGGAUGAAGUUUAAUUUCAUAGCUAGCUAUCGUUAAUUAGGUUUCUUGUAUUGUUGUCUUACGACUAGUUUUGGUUAGAUCAAUGGUUUGUGCUAUAUGCAUGUGCGAGUGCCAGAAGAGGAUGUAAUGCAGUUAGUUAGGUUGUGAGUGAUCUUAUGUGUAAUGUUUGAUUUGAACAAGUUGACGACCAAAAAGUGUGGGUCUCUUCUUGAUGGAUUUCUCUUUAUCCCAACUAGUUCAAUAAAAUUUACAAGGGUUUUAUAUAUGGUGAA
Molecule: messenger RNA, 1416 nt
Organism: Cajanus cajan (pigeon pea)
Lineage: Eukaryota; Viridiplantae; Streptophyta; Magnoliopsida; Fabales; Fabaceae
Product: GATA transcription factor 21
Biological process (GO): regulation of DNA-templated transcription
Molecular function (GO): sequence-specific DNA binding; zinc ion binding
Source: RefSeq, a predicted model, not a curated record